Messenger RNA from Arachis duranensis, 432 nucleotides. RefSeq lists its product as uncharacterized. The transcript has 2 exons. The record is from RefSeq and is a predicted model, not a curated record. NCBI's taxonomy places the organism in Eukaryota, Viridiplantae, Streptophyta, Magnoliopsida, Fabales, Fabaceae. Bases 1 to 432 code for a protein of 143 amino acids.
AUGCAACAUGGGACUCGAGAAAGCAGAAGGAAGCUGCAACUACAAGAACUGGAGUGCCACCUAAAAGCAUAUGAGAACUCCAGGCUAUACAAAGAAAAGGUGAGGUCUGUGCAUGACAAGAAUAUCAAGCGACGAGAGUUCAGACCUGGGGAGUUAGUCCUCCUUAACAACUCCAGGUUGAGACUCAUGCCAGGCAAGCUGAGAUCGCGAUGGGAAGGCCCCUACAGAGUGGAAAAGGCUGAACCAUAUGGCAUUUUCCACCUGCGGCACCCUUCAAGCCCUAAUAUCCUCAAGUUCAAUGGCCACCGCUUGAAGCUUUACCAUGGUGAGAAGAUGAAGGACAACAAGGAGCUAGAGAUCCUCCUCUUGAAGGAUCCACCUACAAAAAUGCAGGUCGCAACCCACCUCAGUGAGUUGCUUGAUGGUGACUGA